Messenger RNA from Penicillium odoratum, 3783 nucleotides. RefSeq lists its product as uncharacterized. The transcript has 3 exons. NCBI's taxonomy places the organism in Eukaryota, Fungi, Ascomycota, Eurotiomycetes, Eurotiales, Aspergillaceae. The record is from RefSeq and is a predicted model, not a curated record. Bases 1 to 3783 code for a protein of 1260 amino acids.
AUGAAGAACAAAAGUGGCAGCGGCGACGGCGAGCUUUCUGGCCGGUCCAAUCCUCCAACUCCGAGUAAUGCUGAUACAUCAGAGCAAGAGUCAGAGGAGGAGGAUGAGUUCGAUGUAGAAGCUAUCCUUGAGGAGAGGGUCAAAAAGGGCGUGACAGAAUAUCUAGUCAAAUGGGAUGGCUUUGACCUGAUGAACGCCACCUGGGAGCCUGCCGAGCAGUUCAACUCCGAAGAUACACUGAUGGAUUGGGCAAGGAAGAAGCUUCUCAUCACAGCUGGAAGAGAACGUCGCUUCGACGUGAAGAGAUGGGAGCGUGAUAAAAAGAGAAUUGAGGCCGAAUUCGCGGCAUCCAAGAGAGACUUGAUCAAAGAGAACUGUUCCAUCAACACUGAUUUUGAUUCAUAUUUUCACCCAUUGCCAGGCUUAUCUUCAUCUGACUCAGAUAAACCCCUCAGUCAUAGGCGAGAAACGCGCUUCUCGUCGGAGGUUUCAUCUUUGUUCGUUCGGCCAGACACUGUCCCUCCAGAGGAGCCACGCACAGUGCCACGGGAAGUUCCUAAACAUCCUACAUCUGGUCCUUCCAAGUCACCGAAAAAGACCGGAGCCCCGGUGCACGCUGUUAAGGCACCAGUUACACCAGCGGUACUAGCGAUACCAGCGAAACCAUCGCCGAAGGAACCAGCCCAACAGAAGCCAGCCAUUCAAACAGCCAAAAAGCCCCGGUCAAAACCAACCUGGACAUUGGCUAACUCGAUAUCUAGGCCUCAGGAACCAGCUACUAAAACUCCUUUCUUUGGGUCUGGUCAAACAGCUCGUCCAAGUAACAAGCGACAGGGGUUGAAUUCACGCUGGGCUCGCGAGAGGGCUCCAGAUAUCAAUCAAUUGGAGCUGAUGAAGCCUUCGGAGUUUCCCAGCAGAGAGAAUUACGGGUACAUUCAGCCUUCUCCUUCGAUGAUAGACAGAACGACCGUCACAAUUAAAUCAGCUGAAGAGACACUGUCAGAGUCGAGUCUAUCAGCAGCCAUCAUUACAUCGAUGGGCCCUCCCGGCCCUCCUAACUUGGUUCAAUCUGCAGCAUCAAACCGCACUGAAAAUUCUUCGGAGAUUCAAGCUCCAGACACCAUUACUCCAACCGCCCCAAUUCUGCCUACCAUGUCAAGAGCUCACGGGGUAGCUCCUAGAGCUAGAUUGACGGAGGGAGACAAUCCUCCGAAUUUGCCUGAUUCAGAAAAGCGUUCUAUCGCACCAGAAGAGAACAGUCGGCGAAAGUCACCAGACGUGUACCAUCGCCGAGGAUCUCCCGAUUAUGGCCGCCGGCGAUCACCAUCUCUGUCUAGACGUCAACGAUCUCCAGAUGUUUACAGGCCCCGGCGAUCGCCAUCUCCAUAUAGACGUCGACCUUCUCCUGAUGCAUACAAUCGCCGGCAAUCUUUCCCCGCGAUGAGAUACAACAGACACUCAACUUCACCGGAAAGACAUGAGCUAUCACGUCCACCGUCACCAACCUCUCGCCGUCAUACUAUCUCGAGGCCGGGGAGUCGGGGUCCAUUCCCGCCUCCAGUCACUAAGCCAAGACCUUCAGCCCAAACUGUUCUUACCGAAGAAGAGAAACACCAGAUUGCCCGAAUGCCAGUAGGGAUUAAAAAGAAAGGUUUUAAAUCUAACCCGGCAGGUCAUUUCUGGAACCCGGGCGAGGUGCUGGCUCACGCUUAUUUUGGUGUUGAUAAGCAGUACAUCGGGGCCGUGAGAUUAUGUGGGCACAAGCUUUUGGCCGCUCAUGACCUGAUUGCAUCCAAGCGGAAAGGAAGCAUCACACUGGACGUGUGGUUUAAACACUCAUGUACAUUCGACCAAUACCAGGAGUUGGCACGGGAUUUCCACGAGACAAGAAGCCAUCGACUAUGGUGCAAUGCGUGGAUGGAAGGGUUCGAAGACUCGAAUGAGCAAUUGUUCUACAUGGCCGAGUCUCUCCGUAGACAAAAUAUGGCGGCUAUCCAUUACCCAGCUAAUGGCAGAGGGAUGAACUGGAUCGCCUACUCUCCUUCGUCUAUUUUCGAUCGGUUUCUCACGAACCCUGGACAAAUUCGGUUGCCAAGUGGUGCGGUCAUCUGUCUUGCUGUGAGGGGUCCCUUGCCGGAUUUCUCAACUCUCAGCACAAUAUCCAGCAAUCUUACGAAUCCUCGCGCGCCUGUGAUUCGGCAACUUGACAAUACCAGACCUGGGCAGUCCACAACGAACGACAAUAAAAUUCAGGCUCCCCUGGUCGGGUCACCAAAUAUCCAUCCCUCUCGUCUCUGGAUGCUUACAAAAUCGGAUACGUCAGGCAGGCGGAGACCAGAUGAAACACCGAACUGGGGUCCGGAUAUAAUCAUGGACACCUCCAGUGACACUUCAUUCAAUGGCCAAGGGCCAGUGCUAGUGGAUACUCCGCAGGAUGUCCGGGAGCCAGCUAUGCCAUCGCAAAAGUUGGGGAGUGUUAGAAAGGCACCCCCGACAAAUGUCAGCGAACAGGCAAUAGAUGAAAUGCUCAAAAUCUUUAAGGAUCAGUUCAAAAUGACGCUCGAACGUCUAGGCACCCUUGAUAAUGGCGACAUCACAGACACGUUCUAUCUUCACUUUCCUGUUGAGGAUACAGAUGCCUGCAUCGAUUUGGAAUUCAUGGAGGCUUGGCUCAAUCAUCAUAGAGUGAAGUACUGGACAAACCGGGACCCAAGGAACUGGGAAAAAUUCCAUAGCGACUGCAAGCGUGGUGUGAUUAUCUUCCAUGAAUCGUUCUUUCAGUACGAAAGCUUGCGGCCAAAAAUUCGGUCUUACCUAUGGAAAGACAAUCACAACUUCUGGACUGUCCGUCUCCGGAGACCGUUGGAUCUGCCAGAUCUUCGAUACUGCAGCGAGGGCUCUCAUAUUCAAGCUAUUUUCCCUCAUAGCUCUGCAAUUUUGCUUACCGAAGACGUAGUCCAGGACUUGAAGCGAGCCGCCAUGAUUGUCUGUUGGUUUUACCACAAGCACAUCUCAAGUAAAACACCAGUAACAUCCAAACUCGUGCUCUGUCCCGACUUCAUGACAAAGCUAGAAAAGAGAUUGGAUAAUCCCAACCGAGACAAGAAUGAUGAUGUCAAGUGCGUUCUCAACCCUGCUCAUGUCGCUUGUUUCUUGCAAACUAACACUCUACCCAGCAUUAUGAGUAUCAUCGCUUGUAUCAAGAUGGUAAACUCCACGGACCCGAAUUUUCCAUUCUUCGAACUGGACAGUCUUUCAAUUCAAUCCCUGGACCGCUCAAACAAUAAUGUUCUUUGUCUACCUAUCCCAGGAUAUGGCACCCGCACCGGUGCCGAACACGCACACACCAAAUGCCUAACACAACCAGAAAGAGACGCAGAUCAUCUCGUCGAGGCCUUCGCCGGAUGGACACAAGUGAAUGCAGCGCGCUUCCGCAAAACAGCCGUCGUCACCUUUUUGAAGAACGAACCCCUACUAAGUCGCUGGUCGGGCUGGGGGCAUGUCGUCGUGUUAGACGGUUUCAAGGCUUUCUGUCGAGCAUUCGCCACGGAUGAAAGCAUUCUUUUCGAAAGGCUUCAAAAUGGUCUUCAGCGACAGGUUAACUCCCCUCAGCUUGCCACUGAAGGCGGCGUCACCACCCCGUGGACCCCUCAUACACCACAGGAAUCGCGCGACCCUCGUAAGAACCGUGGCGAUCCUAGUAGAGAUCGUAAGGGUAGCAGGGAUCCCAGGCUGGCGCCAGAGGCUUAUCCGUCGAACCCUCUUGCUCAGCCCUACCGAUAA